AUAAGUGGCCUAUAUAAUUACACAACGUUCCCAUUUUCUACCAUUUAUGAACAAGAGAUAGUCAUUUAACAAUUUAAUUCCAUUUCCACGUGUCCGAAAGCUAUUUUUAGACACAGCAAGCAUGGCGUGAUGUUGACACACGGUGUGAUUUCGUGUCCAGUGAAUUGCUCAAUGUAUUUUAAAUCUAGAACUUCUUGCGGGUAUUUAAAAAUCUGGUUUCUGUUUUGGGUUAUUCAUUUCAUGCUGGCACAUGUUCUUUUGUGUCAAUGGCAGUUCGGGGUUUAGUGAAAUCAAUGAUUAUUUGUAUUUGGUUGUUUUAACGUGGAUAUUCGAAAGGGGAUAGAAAUUUUCCUCUGUUACAACAAGAAACCGAUUCAAGUUCUUUCUGGAGUUGUGCCAAUUUUGCUUCUUUUGUUUUUGCUGUAUUGGUACAUAAUGUUCAACGACACUGGACAAUCAAGCAAUUUAUCAACUUCAAUGUUUAGCACUGCAAAGCCGACUGGCAUGCCUACCUUAGAAAAUGCCACGGUUCAAAUUUCCAUGGAAAAUGCAACUAACAACGUGACUGAUGUUUCCAACCAGACCAUGCCUUACACAACCCCAGAAGAGGAGGUUAGGAACUUUUACAUCGGCCUGUUCCUGGCCAUCGGUUCCAGUAUAUUCAUCGGAUCAAGCUUUAUUUUUAAGAAGAGAGGAUUAUUGAAACUUGCGAAACACCAAGCAACUAGAGCAGGAGAGGGUGGCUAUGGUUACCUCAAAGAAUGGCUGUGGUGGGCUGGAAUGAUUCUUAUGAUACUUGGAGAAUUUGCCAACUUUGCAGCUUAUGCGUUUGCCCCGGCAACCAUGGUAACACCUUUAGGGGCCUUGAGUGUUCUAGUAAGUGCCGUUUUGUCCUCAAAGUUUUUGAAGGAGAAACUAAAUUUGCUUGGGAAGGUGGGCUGUGGAUUGUGUAUUCUGGGAUCCACAGUUAUGGUUCUACAUUCUCCAAAGGAACAAGAAGUGGAGAGUAUGGAAAAACUAAUAGAGAAAAUCAAGGAUCCAGUAUUCAUCAUCAUGGCCAUUCUACUGUUGACAAUAGCAAUACUCACCAUCAUCUUCUUGGCGCCACGCUAUGGAAGUAAAACGGUCAUAGUCUACAUUACGAUAUGUUCUUCUCUGGGAGCAUUUACCGUCAUGGGAUGCAAAGGAGUGGGUGUUGCCAUUAAAGAAACCUUCAAAGGCAGGAAUGAGUUUACAAACUGGUUAACAUGGGUUCUACUCCUGGUGGUGGUAGUGUGUAUAUUAUUCCAGCUCAAUUAUCUCAAUAGAGCUCUAGACACUUACAAUACAGCUGUUGUCACUCCUAUAUAUUAUGUUUUCUUCACCUCAUUUGUUAUCUUCAUGUCUGUGAUAUUGUACAAAGAAUGGGGCAACAUGAGUGGAGUGGACAUAGCCGGUGAUAUAUGUGGUUUCCUUACCAUCGUGAUUGGCAUUUUCUUGUUGCAAGCCUUUAAGGACAUGAACAUUUCCCUAGCAAACCUUCCCAAGGCCAGGAAAGAGGACAGUAUGCUCAAUGGAGAGGCAUUAGUAGAAAGAUUCGAUGAUGAUGAGCAACAUCUUCUAGAUAAUGACAGUGAAGAACCAGCACUUCAGUUACAAACAGACUACGAUGAUCCACAGUCUUUUACAGAAGACUUCAGGCCAUAAUUGCAUAAUGUUUAUCAUAUUUGUUGUCACAUAACUUUCAUCCAUUCAUUGAUUUUUAGCUCGCCUUGAUGAAGUUGGGAAGAGCUUUGCCAAACCCCUGUCAUAUUCCCUAAUAACCUUUGAUUUUACUUUAACCAGAAUUGCAUGGAAGUUACAUUUUGUGAUGUAAACCAUCAAGCUUGCUUCAGAUGUUGAGUGCAACCUAUGUUUUCCAGAUGACUUGACUAUGUUAAAUUUUUUAAGAAGUUUUUUAAAUGCCGGUUGCAUUCAGUUGUAAAUACCUACCUAAACUAAACUUCUGAAGUACAGAGAAGACUGCUACCAGUUUGCUUUGGAUCCUGAGUUUGAUUUGUAUGAUAUCAAUGAGUGACAAAGAUAAAGUUUAAAGUAGCAUCCUGCCUUAUAUAUCCGAUUCUUUCAAACAAAGUAUUUGUAUUUCUUACUUGGACCAAAUUUAUUUGAUUUGUUGAUAAUAGGUAUGCAUCUUGGGAUGAUGGGCAUGUCUUACAUUUUCAGGAUGGUUUACCAAAUUAAAACUAUUGAUGCAUACCUAUUUUCAUUUUUUUGAAGCCAAACCAGGAUCACAUUGCAUGGGUAAUGCUUACACAAAUUUUGCUUCAGAUGCUGAAUUCUACAGCAAGUCCAUGAAAGAGCUCUGUACAUGAUUUAUUUAUUCUGAUUUAUAAUCCUAUAGUGAUAUGAUAUAACUUUAUAUUAUAACACAAUAUGUCUUAUAAUAUACAUUAUAGAUUUAUGUUAUUGUGUAUACAUUAUUUGACAUGCACCAUACCAUACCAUUUGUCAAUGUAGUCAUAUCAAACAUGAUAUCAACAUAUAUAUCUAAGAUACUUGUAUCAUUACAGUAGUAGAAAUAUAUAAUCAUGGCAUACAUGUAUAUCAUUGCAUUUUAUGCAAGCUAUGUGUCCAUCCUAUGUUUUUAAAAUCAUUUUACUUGCAUUAAGUGUCCCUUUAUUGUCAUGACUUUGUAUUGAUUUUGCCAUUAAUCUUUUAUAGUGAUCACCUAUUAUACAAUUAUUGACAUUUUGAUGUCAAUAUGAUGCUUUAAUACAACAUUCACUGAAAUCAGAGGGUGAGGUGAAUUUUGUAGCUCAAGGGUAGCAACAAGCUCUACCCAGAGUUAUCGUUCCUUACGAUGACGUUACUCUGUCAAUGUCUUGAGGUUUUUUAAGAUUCUUGUAAAACAUUAAAAAUCCUUAAAUAAAAUAUUGUUUCGACUUCAGUUGCAAAAAUAUGCAUAAAUAAAUCAAUAUCAAGCAGAUGUCAAGUCUUUCUGUGACGCAAGAAGCAUUGAAUUGCGCUGAACACAGAUGUCAUUUGAUACCACUUCUAGUAUAUAUAGGUAUACAUGCAUUGUAAUGGGACAUAAAAACUACAAUAAGUUGCUUGCCCUACAUUUUCUUGAUAUUACAUAAACUUUAUUUCUAUUAAUCAUGGAAAUGGGGAUUUACAUUUGGAAUAACACUGCUAAUUUUGAGAUGUUGACAGAGGUAUGUGGGAGUGUAAGGAACAAUAACUCUGGUUAGAGACUGGGGUAGCAAAAGGAUCAUUUUGACUGAGAAAAUGUCAAUAAUUGUUUUAUUAUAUGAUUGAAUAAUUUGAAACUGACUACUAGAGCAUACAAAAAUCAUAUCUGGUUGGCCAUUUUUGUAUACAGCUGGACUGCACCACCCAGAUGAAAAUGAUGAGAGGAGAGUUUUCUAGAGGAGUGAAUAAUUCAAAAAUUGAAACCAGCUGUUAGAAUAUGUAGAACCUCCCAAACAAUACCUGAGUGGCCAUCUUUAGAUCCAUGUUACUAUAAUUCAACAAUUGUUACUCCAGUUCAUGAUAGAAGUCACUCUAUAAUUAUAGUGCAAUACAGUCACAAGUGAGUGGAGACAUGACUUUUCACAAUCUAAUUAAAAUUAGAUGUUAGAUCCGCUCACAUACUCGUUAGUGUAGCGAGUAUGUGAGCGGAUCUAACAUCUAAUUUUAAUUAGAUUGGACUUUUCAUUAUGUGACCAAAACAUAAUUAUCAAUUUUGAAAUUCCCGAUUUAUUUUUGGCCCAAUGUUGGAGAAGUUAAAUGUUGUAUUUACCUCAAACAAAAUGUGCAGGUGAACAUAACAUUGUUUUUCUAACAUUGUUGAAUCUUUGCCUAUCAGAAAUCACCGAAUUAUUCUAUCAUAGAAUAAAAUUAUAGCUUUAAAAAAUGUUUUAUUUGAAAUACAAAAUAUGAAUUUUUUUUAUAUGGUAGUAAGUGUACAUUAUUGUAAUGAGUCAUUAAUUUAGAAAGGUAGAUAUAGUCGGAUAUUUUUCAUUAAUUAAAAAUGAAUGUAUUGUAUUAAACAAGACCAGAGAUUAUUAACUAUCACAUUAAUUUAGCUUUAUAUUUAAACCCAGGGUAUUCUUGUGUGCCACAUCUUUGUUGUAGUAGUAUAUUAUUUUUAGUGUGUAGUACAGAAUGAUUUGUUCAGUGAUCAUUUUCACAAACUGUGUCUCAGACACAAAUAUGGUUGCCAAAUUCAUAAAAAAGAUUUUUUUAUCAGCAAGAUGUUAUAUGGUGUAUUUCAUGAUGCUUUGUAUUUCGACCUCAUACCAGAAUAGUUUUAUUGACAUCAACCAACUGAAAAUAGGUUUUUCCCUUGAAGAGAAAUACAUGUAUAUCUUUUGAUGUUAUUUUCUAAUUCUUGUUUUUAACAGUCAUGAAAACUUAGAAUCUAUCAUUUAUAUAUAUUUACAUUUCCAAUGUUUUUGCCUUUGAUAUCUUUACAAAUUGCAAUGUCCUCAUGAAUGGGUUGAACAAUGCAUGUAUGAAUCUUGAUAAAUAUACAAGUAGUACAUCUAUCUUAAAGGCUGGGGAUUCUGACAACAAUAAAAACGAAAUGUAAGUAUAAAAAAUAAAUUCUCAUUUUUGAAAGUACAUGUGGGUUUGAACUGCAACACUUCACGGCUACUUUUCAUGGAGCACGGACACACUUCUUAUAGUACAUGUAUACUAACAUAAAAUGUCACAGUUCAUACCCUCAUGUGAAAUUUUCUUAAGUAAAUAUUGAAUUGUCAUUUAAAUAUGAAAUUAACAAAAAAAAAUUAUUUCAUUCAAAAGAAAAAAAUAUGUACUGUAUAUCAUGAUAUCUUAAUAACCAGAAAAUGAUCUCCAAAAUUGAUAUUAGAUCUUAUUAGUGGAUUGGUAGGGGGACUAGUUUCAUAGUAAUCAAUGACAUGUCUUUCAAGCACACAUGAUAAGUGUCAUCAUUGGGAGGAGGUGGUAUUUUUUGUGUGCGUAAUAUUUCCAUACACAAUACCCCAUAGCUCCCCAUUCUAUGUGUUAAACAUUCACAUUUUAGAUGUACAAGCAUACUUAAUAUUUUCUCAUUUAGUAUUGUAAUAAUGACUUGUAGUAGACACCACCAUUUUUUUCUACAUUACUGUGACUUGAGAUUAUUUCAGUUUGUAAUUAAAAUGGGGGCAGAUUCAAAUAUAGGAUGAAAGUGAUAGGGGAAAAUAAUUACCAACAAUUUGUUUGGGAGGGGGUACCUUUGUCAUAUAGCACUAACUAAGGCCAUUGAUCUAAUGGCCCCAACACCGUAAUUGCCACUUGGAGACCAAAGCCUUCAUAGACUUGACUGUUUGAUUCCUAGAACAGCAAGACAAGGACUGUCAUUUUCCAACCUAUGCUAUGAAAUUUCCCAUGGGAUAGAUUGUUCUAGUCAUGGAAGGAAUGAUUUCUGAAUUUGUGUGUGUGUGUGUUUAAGGACUAUCAGUUAAUUUAUUUUUUAUCUCAUAUUAACAAUACAGAAACUGGUUUCUGUAUAAGUGUAUGGAUAUUUGUAUUUAUGUUGAGUGAAUGCUGGAACAUCCAUGUAUAUAGUAGAUCCAGUAGAGUUCAUUUAUUAUGUGAUUACUUAAUUCAGCAGAUUCGUCAUUUAAUAUCAAUUUACCAGAACAUGAAAUGUUAUUCUCUGAAGGAAAUAAAUCCGUAUGUCAGAAUUAGUGAUAAAUAAAUAAACAGAAUAUUUUUUAGUUUACAUGAGCAACUUCUUGUGUAUUAAUGCAGAUAUUGAUUACUUUCCAAUAUAAACGUGAAAUGAUCAGUAAUAGUGGCACUUAAUAGAUUUGACCAUUUUGACUUUUGUGUUGUACUAACCCAUUUAUCUGAUUCGAGUGUUCUUUGACAAUCUCAUUCCAUAGAAAAAUUUUAAAAGUACUACUCAUUCAUUGCUAUCCGUAAGAAUAUUUACUUUCCGUAGUGAUGGAAGUCUGUCAUAAAUGAAACAUACAUGUGUUUGGGAAAUCAGAUAGAUUAUUAUCGGUAUUUAUUUUCGAAUCUAAUUUAGAAAAUCUAAGUGCAAUGAAGUACAUUGUAAUUUAUGUCAUAAUUGUAACAACCAACAAGUAUUUUCAGACAGGUUUUUGUUCAAGCAGUAUUCUUGUCAACCAUUGAGAAUGACUAUGGGCUAAAAUAGGGUUUUAAAUGCAUUACGCCACUGCCAUGUAGCAGUUAUACCUGUUUGUUCUUGACGAUUUUAUGAAGGCAGCACAGGGGCUUACUUCCUUUAAAAUAAACACAACUAUAUACAUACAUGUAUUUUAAUAUGUAUAGUAUUGUUAACAAUUUUUUUCUAAACGGAAGCAAACCCCUGUGAAGGCAGAUUGCAGGUAACCAAUACACAGAUAAAAGAUCCAUUUUUACAUUGCAUUCAUCACGAAAAGUGUUAUGACCAAUUAUCUAUUUAUAUGAGGUAUUGUUGUGAUACCAAGAGCCAAUCUCCAUUUGACGCACAAGAUCUGGAUAUUCGACUUAUCUGAAUAGCUGCAAGUACAUUCCAUUGUAUGAUUUUUACAUAUUUAUGUCAUAUAGAUUGUUAUCUCGUUUGAGAAUGUGAAUAAACAUUUAUUUUCACAU
This is a messenger RNA of Ostrea edulis (European flat oyster), 6588 nucleotides long. RefSeq names its product magnesium transporter NIPA2-like. Lineage: Eukaryota; Metazoa; Mollusca; Bivalvia; Ostreida; Ostreidae. Bases 436 to 1686 code for a protein of 416 amino acids. The record is from RefSeq and is a predicted model, not a curated record. Gene Ontology annotation, molecular function: magnesium ion transmembrane transporter activity. Gene Ontology annotation, biological process: magnesium ion transport. Gene Ontology annotation, cellular component: membrane. The transcript has 7 exons.